Teleopsis dalmanni is the source of this 2663-nucleotide messenger RNA. RefSeq lists its product as uncharacterized. The transcript has 8 exons. The record is from RefSeq and is a predicted model, not a curated record. Gene Ontology annotation, cellular component: nucleus. The coding region runs from base 114 to 2519 and encodes 801 amino acids. Gene Ontology annotation, molecular function: DNA-binding transcription factor activity, RNA polymerase II-specific; RNA polymerase II cis-regulatory region sequence-specific DNA binding; zinc ion binding. Gene Ontology annotation, biological process: cell fate commitment; negative regulation of transcription by RNA polymerase II; positive regulation of transcription by RNA polymerase II. NCBI's taxonomy places the organism in Eukaryota, Metazoa, Arthropoda, Insecta, Diptera, Diopsidae.
AAACAUUGUUUUUAAUUAUUAGCUAAACUGUAUUUAAAUUAUUCAACCAGUGUGGGUGCUUAAAGACUGUUGGGAAAAAAGUUUAUAUAUAUAAUUUUAUAUAUAUAAUAAUUAUGUGUAAUGUACCGCCUAAAUUUAAUCGAGUUUGUCGUUUGUGUCUAACUUUGGUAAAUGAUUAUGAAGUUGAAGAACUCCAAAUAUUUGAUAUAUCGACAGUGUCGAGUCAAGCUAAAAAUACCACUAAAGAAACAUAUUUAAAUUAUGAUAGCGAACUACAAUCAAAUCAGAAUGAGUGCAAAUGUAGUUCAUACAAAUGUAAUAAUGUUUUACCAAAAACAACAGAAACGGAACAAGGACUACAUAAUCAGAACUCAGAAUUGCCAAAUGUGCCUUCACUUGCUACAAUCCACUUGCAGCAACAUUCUGCGGGUUGUAGUAUUAUACAAAAUAAUUUGGCUAAAUAUCCUGCAACUUCGGCAGACAAACAAACCAGCACGUUAUUUCGAAUGAUUGAUAACGCAUGCAGUCCCAAUAAAAGCAGUGAUCAAAGAUGUAAUGGUGAGGUUUGUAAUGAAUCAUCUCCACAUAUCACAAUUCAAAUUCUCAGAUGCCUCUCAAUAAAGGUACAACAAAAUGAUGGAUUACCAACAAUUGUUUGUUGUGACUGUCGAGCUCAACUUAAGGCCUUUUGGAAAUUUCGGUCAAUGGCACAAAGAACUAAUAAUAAAUUAAAGGAAUUCUUAAAGCAUAUUGAUAGUUCACAAGAGCAUUCUGAAACAUCUACAGAGAUAUAUAAUAAUAUAUUGGCUCCAAAUGAAUGUAAAAAGUCAUCAUCCGAAAGAAUUGCUGCAAAAGCGUUAACAGAAUUAAGUAAAUCUAAGCAAAUAAAAAUCGAAAAUACUGCCAUUCAUGAAAUUCGAACUAUUAAAGACGAAAUAGAAAUGAAUUCUGAUGUUGAUUUAAAUGAAGAACACAAAUCAUUACAAUUUAAUGAACAAAUAGAACAGCAAGAAUGUUUUGAACGUGAUAUAUGCAAAAAUCAAGAAGAGUCUCCUCCAAUGAUUGGGAGUCAACCAUCUGAAAACCUUACAAAUAUUGAACAACUUCAAAAUCUACAACAACAGUUAGAAACAGCUGCGGUGCUAAUGGAUAUAAGUAAAAAAGCUGUUAUAUCGCCACCAUGUUCGAAUCCUCAAUCUCCAAGUAUCUCCUUUCUUAGGGACGAAAGUAUUAAAAGUUCUGUGAUAAAAUAUAAACGUCCGUCAGACGAAAGAAAACUUAUAGAUAUUGCAGAAAUAGACUUAUCUUUAAAAAAACCAAGAAUGGCUACUCCACAAAAACAAAAUGAAACAAUACGUGCUUGUACUUUUUAUCCAUCCACAAUACUCGAAACAAAAUCAAACUCCUUAAAUAUAGAUUUAGAACAAAAAAAAUGCAGUAUUAACACAAUACCCUACAAAUCCCAAACUACGGAUAUGGAAGAAAAGAAUACUGUUUUUUUCGACUCAGAAGAAAGUUCAGAUUCCCAUCGUUUAGAAAUGGAUAUAUCGGUAUCGAAUGAACGUCGAAGUUCUGAAAGCUUUACAUCUGAAGAGCAAGGAACGGAUGCUGCAACCACUCAACUCUGGCAGGUCCUUGCACGCUCCGCUGCUAAAAACACCGAUGAUAACCCUACUACAAAAUUUUUACAUCAUAUGAUAAAUCAGUCGCUGACGUUUCCAGUUUCGUCAACAGCAAUUAUUUCAAAGGACAGUGAACCUGAGGAACCAAUACCAUUAGUAAAGAAUCAUAACACCAGCAUUUCAUCAAAUUUUAAAUCAUGCCGCAGGAAACAGAUAUGUCCUUUAAAAACCGAUUCUUGCAAAAUUACACCUGCAAGUUCUUUGACCAGUAUUAAUGUUGUUGAGAAUGUUAACUCACUAACUGAUCCUAUGGAUCCGAUGCACGAUAUUAAGAACGUUAAGCAUCCGAAUAACUUAUCGAGCAAUACUCAAAAAGACAUGUGCUGUUCAAACUGUGGAACACUUACCACAACUAUAUGGCGAAGAAGUGUGCGAGGAGAAAUGGUUUGUAAUGCCUGUGGCUUGUACUUUAAACUACAUGGUGUCAAUAGGCCACAUUCUAUGAGACGGGAUACAAUUCAUACACGACGCAGGCGUCCGAAAGAAUACGAAAAGGCAGCAAAGAAAAAAAACAAACAUUCACUUACAUCAUUAUUAGUCAAUGAUCCACAAUCGGAAGAAAAACAUGUGACUAGUGAUAUUAAAUAUCAGGAAAUUAUUUUGGCAGCUAGUAAUUCAAACAACACUCCAUUCGCUUUUUCCAAAACCAAAGGAUUUGCCGAUGAAGAACGAUGCGGAAUGAUAAGACAAGUAUUUUCUAAAAAUAAAAAAGCCAAAACUGAAUGUCAUAUAAAUAAAGAAAAAAAAGUAGAUGAAGGCAAUGAUUUCUUAAUACCUCUUAAUCUUGUUUCCAGUGAAAGUAAUACAAAGUUAACACAUACGCCAAAAAAUAUAUAAAAAUAAUGUUGUUGAGUGUAAAACUACAGCGCGUUAAAUUGCUCAUAAUGUGAAACAUAUAUUUUUAAAUAAUCUAGAGAAAGAAUGGGUUUCUGAAAUAAUUUGUUGGACUGUUUAUAUUACACAAUCCCGAAUAUACAUAUA